Colletotrichum orchidophilum is the source of this 2490-nucleotide messenger RNA. Its product is annotated as ubiquitin carboxyl-terminal hydrolase. The coding region runs from base 1 to 2490 and encodes 829 amino acids. The transcript has 4 exons. Gene Ontology annotation, biological process: protein deubiquitination. The record is from RefSeq and is a predicted model, not a curated record. NCBI's taxonomy places the organism in Eukaryota, Fungi, Ascomycota, Sordariomycetes, Glomerellales, Glomerellaceae. Gene Ontology annotation, cellular component: nucleus; cytosol. Gene Ontology annotation, molecular function: cysteine-type endopeptidase activity; cysteine-type deubiquitinase activity.
AUGAAGGGCAAGAAGUUUCUUAGCCUGCGGGACAGGAAUGGCACCCAUCGCAGGAGCAAAUCCUCGGAGCCAGGGCAGAAGAAUCGACCACUUUCGGCCGAAGCUUUCAGGUCGCUUUUCAAGGGCGAUCGAGCACCCACUGACGAGGAAGUGAAGGAAAAGGAGAUAGCCAAGAUCGAAGAUAUUAGGCACCUUCUUGCCGAGUCUAAUAUCACCGACGUAGCUGCGGAACACAUUCGAGACUCUCUGAACAGCAAGUUCGCUGACGGCGAUGUCGACAAAACCGUCGAGUUUAUCCAGAUGCAAUACAAAGCAAUUGCGGGCAAGGUCACGCACUAUAACCCCCAAAUCGAAAUGGUCGGCGCAGAGAAUAGGGGCAAUGUCACAUGCUACCUCGACUCCCUGCUGUUUGCCAUGUUUGCGAAGCUGGACGCCUUCGAAUGCAUGCUGAAGAAUGAGUUCACGGACGAGCCAAGACGCAGACUAGUCACGCUGCUCCGGUUGUGGGUGAACAUGCUCAGGAGCGGAAAGAUGAUAUACGCGGAUAUGACCAAACUGAUCCAAGAUGCGCUGGCCGACUGCGGCUGGAGUGACGCUAAGCUCCUAGAGCAGCAAGAUACCUCCGAAGCCUUCGCUUUCGUCACCGAAACGCUCCAAUUGCCCCUCUUGCAAUUACAAGUCGAUCUCUUUCACCAAGGCAAGAACGACAAGGACGAUCACAAACUAGUCUACGAGAGACUCCUGAAUCUAGCAGUUCCUCCCGACUCCGAAGGCAAGGGGAUCAAGUUAGAAGACUGCUUGGAGGAAUACUUCAACACACAGGUAGAUGUGCUCAGGGACAGCCACGAAGACAAGAAGGAGGCAGAGAGAAUGACACCAAACAAUGCGAACAGCAUACGGAUCGUCACUCAAGAGAAUGAACAAGAGGCGGGCGCGCAAGACACGCUUAGCGCGUCGCCCACACAGCUUUCGCCAGUUCUUGAGCGACGCUGGACAACCUCGCAAACCCCCAAUGGCGCGCCAGUGUCUCCUAGUAGCUCUUCACGGCCGACUCCAAGACACCGUUCAACCAGUGUUAUACAACGCGUGGUACUAGAGGAGAAGGAGAAGGGCAAGGAUGCCGACACAUCUACUACUAUGCUGGAAAAGGCGCGACAAACGAGCUCUACUGUGGUGAAGGCCGUGACGAUUCCAGCUUGGCAAUUCUUCAGAUUGAUUCCGUGGCACGCUGCCGGAAACAAGGAGCCCAAGAACGAUAUGGAGGUCGCUAUGAACUUCAACCAACGACCCGUGGUCGGUAUCUGCUUAAAGCGGUACAUGAUGUCCAACUCUGGCGUUCCACAACGCCAAAACACGUUUAUCGACAUCCCGGACAGUCUUCGGCUUCCGCACUUCAUGCUCGGCGACGAGACGCAUCUUGAAGAAGACCCCAACGGCUUCAGCAUGGAGUAUAAGUUGGUGCUUCAGUCUGUGGUUUGUCAUCGUGGCGAUUCGGUCUAUAGUGGACACUAUGUCUCGUUCGCUAGAGUUGCGCCCAAACUCCUCACCGACAACAGACGACACGAUAAUGACCCCCCUCCCGACUACGAGGAAGCACAAUGGGUCAAAUUCGACGACUUGAACAUCGAAAGCAGGGUGACUUAUGUAGACGACAUCAAGCAAGCACUGAAAGACGAAAUGCCCUACCUCCUGUUCUACCAGAUAGUACCGAUGGUAGAGGUAGCGUCAACCGAAGAGACAGAAACUGAGCCUCCUUCUUACAACGAGUCCAAGGUCAGCAUCAACCUACCGACCACGCCAAAUCCGGUCAACGGCAAUCACUCUGGAAUGUCAUCGUCGAGGAGCGAUUACUUUGAGAAUACCUCGAUAUCCCCACCCAAAGCGCCUAGCAUUCGCUUUUCGUCGGAACUGGAGCGGCCUAGCCGUAUAAGCUUUGGCGAUGACGAGCCAUACCUAGGAUUCAAAGACUCUCGUCGUGGUAGUGUCACCUUCACAGACUCCACACUAGGCACCCCAGCAAUUACUCCGGACGCUAUAUCGCCAGCCGUGACACCGGGAGAAGAGACGACAGCCCAAAGACUCUCGCGGGCCGCGGCUCUGUUCACGGGAAAAAGCAAAAGCAGACCUACGAGUCAAGCAGGAGAGGGCCGCAUCAGUCUUACGAUGACUCGACUCGGCGGGCUCAUGCGACCCAGCAGAGAGCCGCUUCGUGACCCCAACAGCAACCUGAGCAGCAACGCGCUCGCGACGUCCAUCAGUGUCCCUAUCCCUGAUCCAGUGACUGAAGAGGAAUUUGUUGAGAACAUUGAUGCCGAGCCAACGCCUGUUGCAGAAACCGACAGAAAAGACUCCAAGGAGACCAGGGAGAGAAAGUCAUCGGAGUAUCAUCACAGGCAUGUACACAAGCGAGGCAAGUCCAAGAGUCGCUCCACGGAAAAGAAGAAAAACAAGGAUGGGGAGGAGCCGGAGCGAGAAUGCGCAGUGAUGUAA